CCUGCAACCCCGUGAGGGCUACGGAGGUCAGCCAGCAGCGAAGAUCUCACUCGCCGUGCUAUACCGGGCAGCGCAUCGAUCUCGGAGUUCCGGAAGCUGACUGCGAUAGCGGGUGCCGGAGAGAGGACCGGGAUUACAGCUGGGCGGCCAGAGGAAGACUGCGGAAAACCCGGUGAGCACAAAAACAGGUGCCCGCAGUCAGGACAAGCUCCGGUGCGGGGAGAGGGGGCCCUCAUCGGGUGCACUCAGCUGGUUACCUGCACAACGCCACUCAGCGCCAUAUUGGCCCCUCUGAGCCACCACUGACUAUUCUUCCCUGUCCCCUGCUGAGCUGCUAUUGCAACAGGGCAUUCCCACACUGACUUUGGGGAGUGACUACAUAACGGACAUAACAGCCAGAUCAUGGAUAAAUUUGUCCACAAGGGACCUCAGGGCCCGGCAGUCUCUGGAUUGCAUGCAUCUCCUGCGCCCUCUGGGCCCCCCCGCCCCCCUACCCCUCAGCACGAGACCACAAACGGCGCCUCUAUUUCUGCUGCAAUGGAAGUGACUGGUAGCCAACUCCUGUUCUCUCAACUUGCAGAGUCCCCUGGUCUGGGGGUCCAGCUCUCAGAUGCCAUGGCCGCAGGACCCUCUGUGGGGGGUUUACCGGCCCACCCUGAUCUACAGGCACUGGCCGCAGCGCUAGUUUCUCUCAUCACCCCCACGAUACAGAAAACUUUAGAAAAUACCAUACGUGACACCCUAACGCAGAUACGCACGGAUUUGGGCGCUCAGGAGGGCCGCAUUGGCGAGAUGGAGCAUAGAAUUGUUGCGCUUGAGGAUGAGAACAGCGGCCUGGCUACCAAAUUGCGCCAAAUGGACACAGAUUUAUGCUAUGUUAGCGGAAAGCUGGAAGAUUUAGAGAACCGUUCGAGGCGCAGCAAUCUGCGUUUGGUAGGCGUUACUGAGUCGCUCCUUCCUGCGGACCUUCAAGAUUUUUGCAAGAGUGAUCUACCUAAGGCGCUGGGUCUGCCACACAAAUGCAGGGUGGAGAGGGCACACCGUAUAGGCAAAUUGCCUGACCGUAAUGUUGCUUCCAAGGCGGGUGUAGAUAGCCAUCCGCGUCAAGUCAUAUUUAAACUGCUCGACUACAACGACAAGGUUAGCAUCCUGAGAGCGUUUCGAAAGCGCACAACACCUCUGACAUUCCGUAACAAGAAGAUGCUGAUAUUUGAAGAUUUUUCGGCUGAUGUAGCGAAGAGAAGGAAAGCUUUCAGCAAUGUUUGCACUGCCUUAUACAAUGCCAAACGCCGCUUUCAACUGCAAUACCCAGCCACAUUAAAAGUGCACAUGCCGGAUGGAUCUUUUCGCUCCUACCAGACUCCGUCAGCAGCCGAGGCGGAACUGCGAGAUGUGCUAGCGGACCACCAGAGACACCCCAGACAUUCACCUGCCCGCCAAGACCCCUCAAGAGAUCAAGGUCCCCUGGCACAGAGACCCGCCCGUCGUAAGGAAGGGAGGGACCGAUCCCCUGCAGAGGGAAGGAAGAGAAAGAAGUCUCCAAAACGGAGGAGCAGAAGCCGUAGUAGCAGAUCCUCGUCACCGGACUGAAUCCCGGUCUUCCAGCUAUUGUUUCCACGCACCCCCCCUCUCUUUUUUCUUUCUUUUCCCCCAGCUUCCGAUAAAGUACACGGACAUACGGUCUUGCAGAGCAGCUGAUCCAGGAUGACAUCAUAGAAGCUAAUCUCAUUUCUACCACGGCUGAGAAUAUAGGACUGCACUGUAUAACGGAUGAGUUAACUAGUUCAGCAGGUCUGCAGGUAGUGGUUGGAGGUGACCUGAACUCGGUGGUGGAUCCUCUGGUGGACAGGAGAGGGGCGACAUCGACGCCAGUGGCCAUCCGACAGAGUGACAGGGUCCUG
Hyla sarda is the source of this 1901-nucleotide messenger RNA. RefSeq lists its product as uncharacterized. Gene Ontology annotation, cellular component: ribonucleoprotein complex. Bases 403 to 1590 code for a protein of 395 amino acids. Lineage: Eukaryota; Metazoa; Chordata; Amphibia; Anura; Hylidae. Gene Ontology annotation, molecular function: single-stranded RNA binding. The transcript has 2 exons. The record is from RefSeq and is a predicted model, not a curated record. Gene Ontology annotation, biological process: retrotransposition.